AUGGAUUCAAAGCCUUUACACCCACUUCACCAAAUUGCAGAAACCCCAACCCACAAGCUUCUUCUCAAGCAAUGGCUAAAAGAAGAAGAACUAAUCCUCAACCGAAUCGCUCUCAAAGAGAUCCAAAUUGACUCGGUCCGAAAAGAGAUCACCCAACUCUAUUGUUUCUUCUUCCUCUUUCACUCUAUGGCUCUGAUCUUCCUCUUCAGUGCUUCUUCAAGGGCCCCAAGUGGUGGGUAUUGCCACAGAUCUUGGAUCCCAUCUCUCUGUUCUCUCUUCUGCUCUCUUGGGAUCAUAUGGGCGGUUCGAUACAAAACUGACGUUGAGGGUCAUUUAGAGAAGCUGUUGGAGAGAGAAAAAGAGGACGGGAAGUUGUUGGCUAAAUGUGUCGAAGAAUUGAAGAAAAAAGGGGUUGAAUUUGAUUUGUUGAAGGAGGUAGAUGCGCUUAGGAGGGCUAAGAGUUUGCGUGUUGAAUCGAAAGUGGUGCGAAAAUGGUCGGCUAGGGACUUUGUGACUCUCUUCUUCUUCACUGUGUGUUGUUUGGUUCUUGGUCUUACGAGGGUUAUACUCUGUAAUUAA
This is a messenger RNA of Ilex paraguariensis (yerba mate), 579 nucleotides long. The record is from the annotation of a GenBank genome assembly. Lineage: Eukaryota; Viridiplantae; Streptophyta; Magnoliopsida; Aquifoliales; Aquifoliaceae.